Molecule: messenger RNA, 1985 nt
Organism: Musa acuminata subsp. malaccensis (wild Malaysian banana)
Lineage: Eukaryota; Viridiplantae; Streptophyta; Magnoliopsida; Zingiberales; Musaceae
Source: RefSeq, a predicted model, not a curated record
ACGGUGACCUUAAAGACACGGCGCAACCAAUUCCUUCGAGGCAUCCAUUUUCCUUUGACGGGUUGAGCACAAACCCUAAGGCGUUCUCAUCGCGCUUUCCUCUGUCGACUGAAGGCCACGGAUCUCAGUUGUUUCUCCAAUGUCUGGAUCUCUCCCGAAAAGUAUCAAGUAGAUAAAGUUUGAGUUCGCUUGUUUCGGUUUCAAUUUGGAAACUCUUGUGGGUACUCGAUCAAAAUUUCGUUGAUGGUGCUGAAGCUAUUGAUUUUUUCUACACAUAUUUGCCAUGGAGCUGUAAAAUUUACUGAGAAACGGGAACUAGGGAUCGGAGGAUAAUAUUUUGGUCUGAGAAAGAGAGGAAGAUCGGCUUUUGCACGGAUGAGCGAAGCGAACGUACCAUCAGAUCCACUGGUAGAUGAACAACUUUCCAGGAAUCAUAACCUUAUCCUGCCCCUCCUUAACGAGGGUUCUGAAUUGGUAGUUUGCUCCGACAGAGAUGGUGGGCAGGCUGCGGCUGAAGCCCCAGAAGCUGCAGAACUGGAAGCAGAUUCUGCGGCCAUCGACACCCAUCACAAGAAUUCUGACCCUGUCACUGAGGAGAAACCCAACACAGUGGGAGAAGCAGUGGGGAAGGGAUCUGAUGACUCCGAAGCGAUAAGUUCUUGUAAUAUCGAUGCUGAUGUCGGUAUUGUUUAUGAGGGAACAACCAUCGUAGAGGAAUCCCAUGGUCUGGAAGUGGCACCAUUAAACACUGGUGAUUUUAGCAUUAUUGUUGGUGUUGUUGAUGAUGAAACCGAUAUUAGAAAAGAAUCUGAUGACUUGGAAGUGACACCAAUAGGCACUGGUGUUGUUGAUGCUAUUGUUGGUUUUGCUGCUGGUGGAACCACUGCUAGAAAGGAACCCAGUGGUCCAGUAAUUCCAUCAAGAUGCUGUGAUGAUUCACAUGUUACAGAUAGUGUUGAGGCUAUGACUAAUGGUGCUGGGAAGCAUGACCCAAACAUGCUGUCUACCAGCUGUGAGGCAGCUAAGGCCACUAAUUAUGUUGCAGAUAGGGAGACUGAAUUUGAAGAAGCUACUGAUGGCAGUACCAUGGUUCCUUUGCCUGAAAAGGCCUUAGAAAAGAAGGUUGGCACACUUGUCACUGCAGCCAUGAAGAAGUAUGCGGUGCCAAGAUCAUCCAGUUAUCAUGGAGUUACAAAGUUGAAGUGGAGUGGAAAAUUUGAAGCACAUCUCUGGGACAACACAAGCAGAGUUGAAGGGCGGAAACGGAAAGGCAAACAUGUGUAUUUAGGCAGCUAUGUUUCUGAGGAGAUGGCAGCAAGAGCUCAUGAUCUUGCUGCUCUAAAAUACUGGGGUCCAGGACCUACCACCAAACUUAACUUCCCCGUUUCUGAUUAUGAAAAAGAACUCGAGACCAUGAAGACCAUGUCUCAAGAGGAAUUUGUUGCCUAUGUGAGAAGAAAAAGUAGCUGUUUCUCCAGAGGAGCUUCGAUUUACAGAGGAGUGACAAGAAGACGGAAAGAUGGCAAGUGGCAAGCUCGAAUUGGUCGGGUUGGUGACCUUAAGGAUGCCAAGGACAUCUACCUGGGAACAUUCGACACCGAAGAAGAGGCUGCUGAGGCUUAUGACAUUGCAGCCAUUGAACUCCGAGGGGUGCAUGCGGUGACAAAUUUUGACUUAAGCAACUACGAUGAAGGAGGUAUAAAACGAUCGGAGGAUCCCUGCACACUUGAGAUGUAAAGUCAAAUAAUGGUUGGUUUCAAUGAGUGUAUACCUUUUGGACUCGGUCUCCCUCUGACCUUCCGAAGCAAUAGUUUUUUAAGACUUUUGAGCAGAGUGUGUUGUUUGUAAUGUCUGUUCUGGUGGAUGUAGCUUUCUCUGGCUCAUUUAAGUUGGACUCUGCCGGGGUCAAAUGAAAUGCCUGGUUAGCUUUGCUUGUCAGAGCUUACUAACUAGUUCUGCCCCUAUUCCAUUCAGAUUCAGUUUGA